Messenger RNA from Nyctereutes procyonoides (raccoon dog), 4590 nucleotides. It is a transcript of the gene PTPRN2, whose product is annotated as protein tyrosine phosphatase receptor type N2. Bases 215 to 3064 code for a protein of 949 amino acids. Gene Ontology annotation, molecular function: protein tyrosine phosphatase activity. The transcript has 23 exons. The record is from RefSeq and is a predicted model, not a curated record. Gene Ontology annotation, biological process: protein dephosphorylation. NCBI's taxonomy places the organism in Eukaryota, Metazoa, Chordata, Mammalia, Carnivora, Canidae. Gene Ontology annotation, cellular component: secretory granule.
CGGGAGAGCCCAGUCUGUCUGCGUGUUGCCAUCCGUCCUCGUGCACAACCAGGCAGGAGGGGGCUCUUCUUGGUCAUGCUGCUGUCGGGCUGUCAUGCUGGAAUUACUUUUUUAAAAAACUGAUGGCACCUUGGCGCUAGUGCUGCACAUGCUGAAUACACUUGGAGGGUUGAAAUGAAAAAGGCAUCCGUCAUGAUACCCUCCUGGGAAGCUGAUGGGAUGGAGACUACAACAAGACGGAGUGUUCGGAAGAUGCCAGAAGGUUCCAGCACUAGCCACGGACCAGUAUGAAGUGCCGCCGGUGGUCCUGCAGCGCCUGACAGCCACCCUGCAGAGGCUCUCCCACACAGGCUUUAAGUGGCAGGACGACUACACCCAGAACAUGAUGGCCCAGGAGCUCUCAGAUCUUCCCCAGACCUACCCGCGACACCUGGAUGCCCCUAGCACAGCCAGGACGUCAAAGCUGAGCAUGGAUCAGGACAGGCGGUAUGGCCUAGAGGAUGACCGGGCUCUGGCCAAGGCCAUCCAACGCUACCUGCAGGCCCUGUCCCAGGCUGUGGCUCUGAACAUGCGCCCCAGGACAAAGCACGACCAACCACUGACUCAGGGUGAGGACCCCCGUGUGGACGGCGUUCUGACCUUCAUGGCACAGACCUCUGCCCUGACUUAUGCUCCGGGGCCCCGAGCCAAUCACCCCGGGGGCCGCCCUUUGUGGACCCGUGGCCAGCUGCAGCCUGACGAGCUCAGCCCCAAGGUGGAUGGUGGUACCGACAGGCAGAGCCUGGUUGCUGCACUGAGCACCUCUGCAGCUCGGAAGUCCCCAGCACCCCACAAUGAAGGCGACCUGGGGCCCCAAAACAUGCCACGUGCACCCUGGAAAGCAGCAAGGGUCCUUUCGGCCCCAGAAGCCCUGCAGAAAUGGCCUUCACCUCCAGGAGACCCCAAGAACCCCCCUGCCUUGGGCGAUGAAGCACUGAUCCAGAGUCUCCUGAAGGACCUGGGAAAGCCGCCAGUGCGUGCAGAGGGUGUGAGCCCCCUGGACCUUGGCAACAUGGCCCACAUGAUUGCUACCGCCAUGCAGGGUGUGGGUACUGACCCAGAGCUUCAUGGUGCUGAGAAGGGAGCCCCAGGAAAGCCAGAAGAAGCCAUGCAGGGUGGAGACGGUCCACCAGGUGACCGAGUGCCCGACGGGGAAGAUGCACGUUACAAAGAGGUCCAUCGUUUGAGCCUUGAACUCGGAGACCAGCUGCUGGAUCCUGGAUCCCAACUCUUUCUGGCCACCCCCCUCCUCUCGGAGACAAAGAAGUCAGAGACCCCACAGACAGUCCCGACAUGGGAGGAGGAGGGCGCAGGGGUGGAGGACGUGAGGAGUCAGACCUACUCCAAGGAGCGGCUGGAGAGCCCACAUCCUGCAGAGUCCAGAUGGGGCAGCUCCAGCGAGCUCCAGCCCUGGAUUCUGGGGCCCCCACAGGAUGAUGCCCCCCUCGAUGCCCAGGGACAGCCUGGUGAAGGCCUACGGCUGGAGGUCCGGCCCUCCCAGGAGGAGCUAGGCUACAUCGUGACUGGGAAUGACCCCCUGAGCCCAGGAGAUGGGAAGGAGCUGCUGGUGAGCGUCGCGCGUCUCCUGGAGGUGCCGAUGAGCGUCUUCGCAGACAUCACUGUUCUGGGCCCAGCGGUGACCUUCAGGGUGAGCGCCAGCAUCUGGAACCUGACGACAGCAGAUGUGGUGCAGGCCACAGUUAACAACAAGGAGAAACUGGAAGCGGCAUCCGGACUGAAAAUUCUUCACGUUGGAAGCGGGUUGAAAAGCAAGCUCAAGCUUCUACCGCAAGGAGCAGAGCAAGAGGACUCGACCCCGUUCAUCGUGCUCACCCUGGUCUCUGUGGUGGCCAUGGUUGGGGUCCUGCUGGCCUCGAGUGUCAUCUACUGCCUGCGCCACGCGUCCCACUCCAGGCUACAAGAGAAGCUUUCGGGAGUAGGGGACCACUCUGGCCCAGAUGCUACAGCUGCCUAUCAGGAGCUGUGCCGGCAGCGCAUGGCCAUGCGCCCAUCUGAACGCCCAGAGGCCCCGCACACGUCGCGCAUCAACAGCGUGUCAUCCCAGUUCAGUGAUGGGCCGAUGGCCAGCCCCUCUGCCAGGAGCAGCACAUCGUCCUGGUCCGAGGAGCCCGUGCAGCCCCACAUGGACAUCUCCACCGGCCACAUGGUCCUGGCCUACAUGGAGGACCACUUGAACAACAAGAACCGGCUAGAGAAGGAGUGGGAGGCGCUCUGUGCCUACCAGGCCGAGCCCAACAGCUCGCUCGUGGCCCAGAGGGAGGAGAAUGUGCCGAAGAACCGCUGCCCGGCGGUGCUGACCUAUGAUCACUCCAGGGUCCUGCUGAAGUCAGAGAACAGCCACAGCAGCUCAGACUAUAUCAACGCCAGCCCCAUCAUGGAUCAUGACCCUAGGAAUCCUGCCUACAUCGCAACCCAGGGCCCACUGCCUGCUACCGUCACCGACUUCUGGCAGAUGGUGUGGGAGAGUGGCUGCGUGGUCAUCGUCAUGCUGACCCCCCUCUCGGAGAACGGUGUCCGGCAGUGCUACCACUACUGGCCAGAUGAAGGCUCCAACCUCUACCAUGUCUACGAGGUAAACCUGGUGUCUGAGCACAUCUGGUGUGAGGAUUUCCUCGUGAGGAGCUUCUAUCUGAAGAACCUUCAAACCAAUGAGACACGCACCGUGACCCAGUUCCACUUCCUGAGCUGGUAUGACCAGGGAGUGCCUUCGUCCGCGAGGUCCCUCCUGGAUUUCCGCAGAAAAGUAAACAAGUGCUACAGGGGCCGCUCUUGUCCAAUAAUUGUUCACUGCAGUGAUGGCGCAGGCAGGAGUGGCACGUACGUCCUGAUCGACAUGGUUCUCAACAAGAUGGCCAAAGGCGCUAAGGAGAUUGAUAUCGCCGCGACCCUGGAGCACUUGAGAGACCAGAGGCCAGGCAUGGUCCAGACCAAGGAGCAGUUUGAGUUUGCACUGACGGCCGUGGCGGAGGAGGUGAACGCCAUCCUCCGGGCCCUCCCACAGUGAGCGUCCACCUCCACCACUGGCCAGGAGGACCCCACACCCCUGGCCGUGUCCUCGGUGCCCCUGCCUCAUCGCCAUCACCGUCAAUGCAGUCUACCGGGUACAAUGUGCAUCUGUGUUCAACCAAAUCAUAAUUGGGAGAGGUUUGUGGGAUCGUCCAAUCACAGGGACAGUCACUUUUUCUGUGUUCGCUUCCUUGAAAGAAAAAUUACUUUUCCUUAAAGCACAUACUCACCUUCUCAAUUGCAAACUGUGUCGUAGCAACGACGCAGUCCAAUGUGCCCUGGACUGUCUCCAGGGAGCGCUGAAGGUUGGGUCAGCUGUGCAGGGAGGGGACCCAGGGAAAGCUGGCCAGGCACCACCUGAAGGCCGAGGGCACCGCAAAGAUGUGGCACUUGUCUUUAGGACGACUUAUCACUGGGAGGAACCCCUGGCUUAUUCAGGAGCUAGAGCAACAGACUGUUAACUGCUCUGCUGCUCUGGGAUAUAUAAUAAUAAAACCGUCACUGCCCCCCCCGUGCUCCCCACGCUCCCCGACGCCCACUCCCGGCACUGUUGACACCCACCCCGGGAUGGGCAGGGGCCCCAGGGCACCGCCUCGCAGGCCAGCCACCCCAAGUGAGGCCUCACAUAGGCAGCCAGUCUAGAGACACACUUAUAACUUUAAAAUAUGGGUUUCCACAUUGCAAAAGCAGAUGCAGCCAACAAACUCUUUCCUUGGGGGUAAGUAACCAGAAUCAGGGGAGCCGGUCUGGCAGGUCAGAAGCUCCAGGGCCCCCGAGGAGCAUGAGGAACCCCCGCCCCCAUCAGGCACCUCUGCUGCCCUCCCAGGGUGUGUCCUGGGCCCUGUGGCUUCCAGAGCAGACCCUGGGUACCCCAUUCCCAGGAGGAGACGCAGGGUGACAUGUAUUUUUCUGCUUUGCUGGGUGUGACAUCAUAGCACCAGGGAGAAAAGUGGAGAUGGCAGUGCCGGCCCCAGGCUUCCUAGGUGACCCAGUCACCUAGGUCAGGCACUUGUGCAACUCGCACAGACACGAGUAUCUAGGGGUGAUUCCGAUUUGCCCCCCACCCCCCAGAGACGGAGGAACUCAUUUCCCUGGGAUCGGGACGACAGUUUCCAAGAAGGCGUGCAGAUAGCUCCGAAUGCUGCAGCUUCCAUUUUAGGAGUGGUUAUGAGCACAUCCCGGUCCCUUUCCAUGUCCUGCUUCCUGCGCACAUUCUCUCCACCCUAAAUAGAUUCUACGUCCCAAAAACCAGUAGCCUUGGGAGAGCGGCCUGUGCCUGGGGAGGAAGAUGCCAAAAUACUGUUUGUGUCUCUAAGUGGUACCGUCAUGUCAUCUGCUCUAUAGAUCUAUAGUUUUUGCCAGAGUUGUUUCUCCCUAUCCGGAAUCUAAAUAAUGAAUAGAAACUAAUUUAUCUGAGUAUAGGAAUCAUAUACCUACUUGUAAUUUCUAACUCCUUAUGUUUCGAGAGAGAUCCUCCAGCGUGAGAUAUAUGAAUAUAUUUAAUUGUGUCAGAUUAAACUUUUG